Corythoichthys intestinalis (scribbled pipefish) is the source of this 3782-nucleotide messenger RNA. RefSeq names its product paired box protein Pax-2a-like. Bases 384 to 1547 code for a protein of 387 amino acids. Lineage: Eukaryota; Metazoa; Chordata; Actinopteri; Syngnathiformes; Syngnathidae. The transcript is spliced from 10 exons. Gene Ontology annotation, biological process: anatomical structure development; regulation of transcription by RNA polymerase II. Gene Ontology annotation, molecular function: DNA-binding transcription factor activity, RNA polymerase II-specific; RNA polymerase II cis-regulatory region sequence-specific DNA binding. The record is from RefSeq and is a predicted model, not a curated record.
GGCGAGCACAUCUCAGCUGCAUUGGGGGCCCGGCCGCCGCGCACGGAUCGUGGGGAGCUACAACCGAACCGAACUGAUCUUACGAUCACCCACCGGAGCCCUUUCCACCCCUCGCGAUGAGCUUCCCGCUCGGUCUGCAGCGCUGAACCCAAAAGGGUGGGGGGUGGGGGGCGACGCACCUGCCAGCCCCUCGAGCGGACUGCACCCCACUACCGAGGCAACUUUUGCGGUCUUUCGGAGGAGCGGGUGCAAAGUUGGCCCUCAUUUAUGCGACAGUGGUGGUGGGGGGGCGACGAAAGCAUCCCGAUUUUUUGCAUUCUUUGCCAUUGUAAGCAGGCGACACGGCGGCUUGGGUUGAUUUGUUUUCUUUCCUUUGCUAUCCGAUGGAUAUUCACUGCAAGGCGGACCCCUUCGCGGCCAUGCACCGGCACGGGGGUGUGAACCAGCUCGGCGGGGUGUUCGUCAACGGAAGACCCCUCCCGGACGUGGUGCGCCAGCGCAUCGUGGAGCUGGCCCACCAGGGGGUUCGACCGUGCGACAUCUCACGGCAGCUGCGCGUCAGCCACGGCUGCGUCAGCAAGAUUCUCGGCAGGUACUAUGAAACUGGCAGCAUCAAACCGGGCGUAAUCGGGGGAUCCAAGCCAAAAGUGGCCACGCCGAAGGUGGUGGACAAAAUAGCGGACUACAAGAGGCAAAACCCCACAAUGUUUGCGUGGGAGAUCCGCGACAGGCUGCUGGCUGAGGGCAUCUGCGACAACGACACCGUACCCAGCGUCUCAUCCAUUAACCGGAUCAUCCGAACUAAAGUGCAGCAGCCCUUCCAUCCAUCGCCCGAUGGGACAUCCCUGUCGACGCCAGGCCAUACCAUAGUGCCAAACACAGUGUCACCACCAGUAACCAGCGCCUCGAACGACCCAGCGGGGUCCUAUUCCAUUAAUGGCAUUCUGGGCAUUCCUCGAUCCAACGGUGAGAAGAGGAAAAGAGACGAAGAUGGUUCAGAUGGUUCUGGCCCAAACAGUGAUUCUCAGGGUAGUGUGGAGAGUUUACGGAAACACCUAAGGGCGGAUGCCUUCACACAGCAGCAGCUGGAAGCGCUGGACCGGGUCUUUGAACGCCCCUCGUACCCAGACGUCUUCCCUACAUCGGAGCACGUCAAACCGGAACAGGCUAAUGAGUACACGCUGCCUGGCCUCAAUUCCAGCCUGGACGAAGUCAAGCCCAGUUUGUCGUCCAACGCCAACCCGGAGCUGGGCCCCAGCGUAUCGCAAAGCUACCCUGUAGGUCGAGACAUGGCCAACACAACCUUACCCGGGUACCCCCCUCAUGUUCCCCCUACGGGGCAGGGCAGCUACCCGACUUCUACACUCGCUGGAAUGGUUCCUGGGAGUGAGUUUUCGGGGAACCCCUACAGUCAUCCACAGUACACCACCUACAACGAAGCGUGGCGAUUCAGCAACCCGGCGUUACUAAGUUCCCCUUAUUAUUAUAGUGCCGCGUCGAGAGGCUCGGUCCCACCCACUGCUGCCGCUGCCUAUGACCGCCACUAGUUACCAUGGAAACCAAAUCAACCUGCAGGACCGCCGCCUCAGCCUCCAUAUUUGAGCACAGUGAGGACAGCGAGCUCACACAAUGAAACCACUUUUUAGGGCAGGUUGGGAAGGAUAUCCGGAUGUAUCCACCUUCUAUUUGAACUCCAUGAACAGUAGGAGAGGUGCGGAAAUGGGAGGGGGGACAGACACACGACUAAAAUCAGCCAUUGUGGAUCAAUACUGUACAUUCCUUUGCUUGGCAGCUCUCAGCAGGGACUGUUCGAGGCUUAAAAAUGUUGCAGCGGCCUUUUAUUUUCCUACUUUUUCCUCCCUUAACACGAGCCGGCUGCGUUUUUAUCCAUCAUUCAGCAUGGCGGAUGCCGCGAGAAGAUUUGGACUCUGUGAAACACAAUCAACAUGUUGAAAAAAAAAAAAAAAAAAAAAAGUACAGUGCGUCGCAGUGGAAGCAAGUGGAUAUAUUCCUAAUGAUAUUUUGUGUUUAUUUGUUUUGGGAUUUUGGCCCUAAUCAUUCUUAAGGACUAAAAUGUGUCGAGAUAUGGAAGGCAACAUUUUAUGUCAUUUUACUGCUUUUGUUGUUGUUAAUUUUGCACUAUUUUUGGAGGUUUGCAACACUGGAGCGUUGUUAAAUAUGCAGGAAUCCUUUAUGCAUAUGUGCUUUAGGUUUGGCACUUCAAGCGACGCAUCUUGACAACGUGCACUACUGCUGGAUGUUUUUAUUUCAGUUGAUCAAGUCUUUGGCAGGAGAGGAUCCAACAGCCAUCUCUCUUAAAAUAAAAAUAUUGUAAUUUUCAGACUUUAAGCCGCUACUUUUUGCCUUCAUUUUGAAUCCUGCGGCUUAUAGUCCAGUGUGGCUUAUUUGUUGAUUUAUUUGGGUUAAUAGGCAACACAUACCUCCUAGCAUGCAUUGCAGUGCUACAGAUGUAAAUAACAAUCAAAAUUCAUGUUCUGUGCUUUUUUGCAGUUACUGUUCCAGUUGUUUCAUUAAUUGCUUGUUAAGGUAUUUGGCAAAUUAUGUUACUAAUGCCAUUUAUGUCCAGUUUAGAUCUGUUACAUCCAUUCAAAAGUGAGAUAAUUUGCCAGAUAGCACUAAAUGACAUCUGUUAUAAGCAUUCAUUAAUGCUCAUGACAGUGUCAUGUCAUAGUUAUGACUGUCUAAUGACAGUCUUAUGGUAAAUAAAGUGUUAACAAAUAACUUGCAAUUAAAUAACAAACAGUAACUGAAGAAAUAAUGAGCACACAACAUGAAUUUUGAUUGUUAUUGACAUCUGCAGUGCUGCAAUGCAUGCUAGGAGGCAUGUUGGACAACAACAGUGUUGAGAGCAGGUGGCAGAAGAGGUUGACUGACUCCCGCAAAGGAGCAGUGAUGACCAAAUGAAGCUUCUUGAAGCCAUUAAGCUUUGCAGCCAAUUGGUUCAAAGCUUCAUGGCGGUUCAUUUGGUCUUAUGACAGUCAUAUGACGCCCCUGUCAAAUAAAGUGUUACCGGUUCAUAUCUUUUGGUAUAAAUAUCCCAAAAUACAGUGACGACAGCUGCGGCUUAUAGUCAGGUGCGCCUUAUAGUGUGAAAAUUACGGUAAAUGCAAAUUUGAUUUUAUUUUUUUUUAACGUACUGAUGGCCAUGGAUUCAAAAAGCAAGUCUAUGCCUUAAAAAUUUAAAACAAAAAAAAAAAUCUUCAAUUUCAUCAUGUUUCCAGCUUUUAUUAUUUCUUUUUUUGACUGAAUGUAAUUUACACUUGCCAAAGACUUUUUGUUGUUUAUUUACAGUCCGCCUAUCACUGAGAUCAGUGUUAUUAAUAUUAUUAUUAUUACUGUUUUCACGAAUAUUCUUAUUAAUAUUAUUAGGGACAAGCCACAUGCUUCAAGAGGAAGUCUAAAUGUAUAAAUUCUAUGCAGUGCAGAUGGUCAUCAUAUGCAUAUGAAACUGUUAAAGGUACAGUGGGUGGAGUUUAUUUAAUGUUCAUUUGUAGGAGCGUGUGUGUGUGUCAGUCUGUGUGUGUGCGUGUGACAAAACACUUCAUGUAAAUACAGUACAGUAAGAACUGUCUUUCAUGUUCAUGGGUAUUAUCUAAUUGAUUAAUGCUGGUCACACUUGUAUAAUAAUAAAAAAAAAAAAAGUGUCUGAAAUCUUUUACCAAAAAGGCUGUUAUGUAAUCAUUUUUAUUUUUAGUGGGAAAAUGAUCUGUUUUUAGACCAUUAAAUAUUUAUCCUGUAAUUUGCAUUUAUUCUCUUGUUUU